AUCGGUCUAAUACACAAUAUUUAUUAUCAUUGGUUGCCGCUUGCCAUAGGUACAAAUACAAAUCAAUCGCAGGAAUGCAGUUACGCGCAGUUUUUCUUUUGGCCGUUUGCGCACACGCGCACAGCAAAUUGCUCCAACUCAGUUGCAAGGAUAUCCGCCGGUUCGUCAAUGGGCAUAACCAGAAAAGGCUUGAGGUUGCACGAGGGAAUGUGGCGGGGCAGCCUGGUGCGGCUAAAAUGAAUUACAUGGUCUGGGAUGCAGAGCUGGCUAAUAAAGCAGCUGGUUGGGCGUCAAAAUAUCGACAAGGGCAUAAUCCUAACAAAGACAUUGCUUCCAAUAGAUUCCAGACUGGUGAGAAUCUCUAUCGGUACUCUACAACAAAAUCACCCUCUACUCUUAGCAUCGGCAGGGCCAUCGACUCGUGGUUCUUGGAACAUCAUAAUUACACUUUCCAACCAUUUAAGUCCGCUGAGCCUAAUUCCCCUAAAAUUGGUCAUUACACGCAGAUGGUUUGGUCGGACACCACUUACGUCGGUUGCGCCAUGUCACGGUGGCAGGACGGGAAAUAUACGCGGUACUUUGUCGUCUGCAACUACGGGCCACCUGGAAACUACCUAAAUAAAUUUCCAUACGAGUCCAGCGGCAAAGGAUCUCAGAAAUUGACAUGUUCAGUCGGGAAGGAUAAAUGCAACAAACUGCGAUAUGGAGAUAGUUGUCCACGACAUUAGUUUAACAAAGUU
This is a messenger RNA of Ostrinia nubilalis (European corn borer), 740 nucleotides long. RefSeq names its product venom allergen 5-like. Gene Ontology annotation, cellular component: extracellular region. Lineage: Eukaryota; Metazoa; Arthropoda; Insecta; Lepidoptera; Crambidae. The coding region runs from base 75 to 728 and encodes 217 amino acids. The record is from RefSeq and is a predicted model, not a curated record. The transcript has 6 exons.